Molecule: messenger RNA, 1476 nt
Organism: Microthlaspi erraticum
Lineage: Eukaryota; Viridiplantae; Streptophyta; Magnoliopsida; Brassicales; Brassicaceae
Source: the annotation of a GenBank genome assembly
AUGCCUGCUUUUUUCCAUCCUAUUUAUUGUCUCUGUGUUCAGCUUAUUCUUCUCACUUCUGCUUACAGAGAAACAGAGAGAGAUAUGGAGAGAAAGCUUGCUUUUUCAUGUCUUGUGUUACUCUUAUUAGCUGUUGUUGCAGAAGCAACGUCUCUUCCACGAGUUACCAACCAGAGAGUUACGAAAUCUUCCCCCAAAAGUACCUCAUCAGCAGUCAUUUUCUGGGGUAAAGGUGGCCCUAUCUUCGUCUACACAGGCAAUGAAGCUGAUAUCGAAUGGUUUGCUUCCAACACCGGUUUCAUGCUUGACAUUUCUCCCAAGUUCCAGGCUCUUCUUGUCUUCAUCGAACAUAGAUUCUAUGGAGAUUCGAAGCCGCACAGGUUGGCCAAUAAAUGGGGAUACCUAAACUCACAGCAAGCUUUAGCUGAUUACGCAAUCUUGAUAAGAAGCUUGAAGCAGAAUCUAUCCUCUGAAGCUUCUCCUGUCGUAGUCUUUGGUGGCUCCUAUGGUGGAAUGCUUGCAGCGUGGUUCAGGCUAAAGUAUCCGCAUAUAGCAAUUGGAGCAUUAGCAUCCUCUGCUCCGAUUCUUAACUUUGAUAACAUUGUUCCAUCUACAAGCUUCUACGACACUGUUUCUCAGGACUUCAAGGACGUGAGUGUUAACUGUUUUGAAGUCAUCAAGAGAACCUGGGGAGAAGUGUUGGCUUUCUCCACCAUGAAAGAUGGCUUACAAGAACUCAGCAAAAAGUUCAGAACUUGCAAGGAUCUCCAGUCUGUCGUUUCAGCCUCAGGUUGGCUCGAGAACGCCUUUGUUUAUACAGCCAUGGUUAACUAUCCAACAGAAGCAAAUUUCAUGGCUCCAUUGCCUGCUUAUCCAGUGGAGAAGAUGUGCAAGAUCAUCGACGAGUUACCUCUAGGAGCGAGUAAUCUCGAGCGUUCGUUUGCAGCUGCAAGCUUAUACUACAACUAUACAGGUUCAGAGAAAUGCUUCGAUUUAGAAAGCUACACCGAUCCUCAUGAUACCGACAACGGUUGGGGAUGGCAGGCGUGCACAGAGAUGGUGAUGCCAAUGAGCUGCUCGAACCAGACCAUGUUUCCACCAUUCGGAAAUGAUGGUGACAAAGCAGACCAAGAGUCUUGUCUAGAGGGUUACGAUGUCAAGCCUAGACCACACUGGAUCACCACUGAAUUUGGCGGACAGAGAAUAGAGUUGGUGUUGAAGAGAUUUGGUAGCAACAUUAUAUUCUCAAACGGAAUGCAGGAUCCAUGGAGCGGAGGAGGGGUUCUGAAGAACAUAUCGAUUAGCAUCGUUGCGCUUGUGACCAAGAAAGGAGCUCACCAUACGGAUCUCAGGGCUGCUACGAAAGACGACCCUGAGUGGCUGAAAGAACAGAGGAGGCAAGAAGUUGCUAUUAUUGAGAAAUGGAUCACUGAGUACUACAGUGAUUUGAGACAAGAAGGACCAAAACACCAUUAA